Molecule: messenger RNA, 2440 nt
Organism: Mugil cephalus (flathead mullet)
Lineage: Eukaryota; Metazoa; Chordata; Actinopteri; Mugiliformes; Mugilidae
Gene: uts2r3
Product: urotensin-2 receptor 3
Exons: 2
Coding region: 489-1622 (377 amino acids)
Biological process (GO): neuropeptide signaling pathway
Cellular component (GO): membrane
Molecular function (GO): urotensin II receptor activity
Source: RefSeq, a predicted model, not a curated record
CACUCUGUGGGGGCUUCCCAGGGACCCCAAUUCAGGCCAGCCAACUUAGUAUUCAGUCUAGAGGAAAGGCCCCCUCAUUCAGCGUCCAUCCCACCCUCUUUUCCACUCACACCCACUCCUCCGGUUGACUCAGACACAUCAAUGACAGAGCUGCACUGAAGACUGAACAAGACGCACAGCGGAGAUCAGCUCAAACUGGGAUGAAGACCAUCACCACAUAACUCGAAUUAAUCCCAUACACUCCUGCUGAAGAAAAUCCUACGUUUGUGCCUGAAGAGGUUGAAGAGUUUUUCAAGACUACAAAACAGGAGAGGGAGAAUUCAAAAUGGGAACUGAGUGUUUUCAACGAAGAAAUCUGUGGAAUAUUAUUUUUUCAACAUCUGGGAUUAAACAGUUCUGAACAUUUGGGGCAAGUUGACAUUUCAACAUUGCCUGGCUGCUACUCCUUCUAACAGACAAACUUUUUUUUUUUUUUUUAAUUUCACGUCAUGGACCCGUCCGGCUCUUUGCCUCCAACUUCUCCAUACACUUUCCCAGUUAUGCCCAAUUUUUCUGUGCCUUCCUCGUCUCCCUCCGUUUCUCCAUCACCCAGCUUGGCGUCCACAGCGCUUUUCUGCUCCUUCCUCUCCCUCCUCUCCUUGCUGGGCAUCACAGGAAACCUUUACACUCUGGGCCUCCUCCUGAGGCGCAGGAGAAGUAGGAGACGGUGUGGAGCAGCACUAGCCUGUUGCUUAACAAGAGUACCUUUACCGGCCUGUCUUGCAAGCUCCACUUCCCCUACCUCCUCCCCCACUUCCUCCUCCUCCACCUCUCUUCACCUCCAGGUGCUGAGCCUUGCUCUCGCCGACCUGCUCUACCUCUUCACCGCUCCCUUCAUUGUGUACGACAGCCUGGCGUCUGGCUGGGCCUUCGGUGAGGUGGGAUGUCGUCUCCUGCUGAGCCUGGACCUCCUCACCAUGCACGCCUCCAUCUUCACUCUCACCGCCAUGAGCUUGGACCGUUACCGGGCCGUGGCCCACCCCCUGCACACCUCCUCCUCCAACUCGUCCGGCCUGCUGCGCGUGGGCCUGGCCUGGGGGUUGGCGGUGGCUCUCAGCCUACCCAUGAUGAUCACACUGCACCUGGAGGACGGAGAGAACCAGGAGGGCCAGCUGUGCGUCCCGGCCUGGGACGAGCAGAGCUCCAAGGCCUAUCUGAGCGUGUUGUUCUGCACCAGCAUCCUUGGUCCGGGGUUGGCCAUCGGAGCACUUUAUGCCACUCUAGGUCGGCUGUACUGGGUGUCUCAAACUCGGCCAGCCUGGGCGAUUGGUAGCAGCACGGCCUGUUCACCCCGUGCACCCAAGCCCAAAGUCCUGCUGCUCAUCCUGGGCAUCGUCUUGGCCUUUUGGGCAUGCUUCCUACCUUUCUGGAUCUGGCAGCUGCUGCCCCUCUACAAGCCCGACAUGCUGCGGACAGUACCGGUGGGAACACAGGUGACAGUGAAUCGUAUUCUCACAGGUCUGACUUACGGAAACUCCUGCGUGAAUCCAUUCUUUUACACACUAUUGACAGGAAAGCGAAAACGCAACCGACAGACGCUGGCAUCAGCAAAUCAGCUCUGCCGCAAAAGCAGCCCACUGUAGCGGUGUCUACUCCCCUCCAACAGCAGAGACAAUUGUGAGUGUAAAUGUGUGCAUUCAACAGUAUGCAAACAUGCUGUAUAUGUGAACAGGUACUGUAUGUGAUAUGCUUUAUGACAAUAAAGCACCAAAGAGCAUCGACUUAGCCUUAGCCUGCAAACUAAGGAAGUAAGAAUAUAUAUACUAAUCAAAUGAUAGCACUUUGUACAAAAGCUUUGGAGAUAAACUGUUACAAAUAUUCAAGUUUAACGAGUGCAAAGUGACAAUCUCUGUAAGAUGUAUUACCCCAAUAAAGUCUGUAUCAGAAAAAUAUCCCAUUCGGUUUUAAAAUAUCCUUCCAUAUGGUUUUUGGCAGCAAUGGCAAACCUAUGCAACAUCACUACCAAAAUAAAAUGUGUGAAGUCAUUUAAGUCCAGAAUACAGAUGACUGUUGUUUUUUUCAAUAUUAAUAAACAGACUACACCAAUAUUAGCAAAAAAAAACAAAAACAAAAAAAAACUGAUGCGCUAACAAAGAAAAUUUUUAUUUUUGAACAACUGGUUGCAUCUGGUCAGGACCUCAGUUCAUUCAGGACAUUUUUCAGACACUUUGCUGGUUGACAUAAAGCAUUAUGUUUAAGCGGGUGAAGAGUCUUUUUGUUUUUGUCCCCUGAACGCUGACAUAUCGGAAAAAUUAUAACUUCUUAUAAUAAUCCCGGCCUGCAUGUUUGGUUUGAAAAUGUACUUAUUGUUAUGAGUCAUGCAGUGCUUUGCAUGGCCUCAACUGAUGUUUAUAAUGUUGCGUAAUAUACAUAGUCUGGAAUAAAGAGUAUGCUUUCUGUA